Messenger RNA from Liolophura sinensis, 885 nucleotides. RefSeq lists its product as uncharacterized. The transcript has a single exon. Gene Ontology annotation, molecular function: G protein-coupled receptor activity. The coding region runs from base 1 to 885 and encodes 294 amino acids. Gene Ontology annotation, biological process: G protein-coupled receptor signaling pathway. NCBI's taxonomy places the organism in Eukaryota, Metazoa, Mollusca, Polyplacophora, Chitonida, Chitonidae. The record is from RefSeq and is a predicted model, not a curated record. Gene Ontology annotation, cellular component: plasma membrane.
AUGUCUAACUUGACUUUGGUGGCAGUGGCUGCCGAACGAUACGUCGCCAUCUGCAAACCGACUUUUACAGUAACCGCUCGCCAUGUCCAGAAAGUUUUACUGGUCAUGGUCAUUUUCAGCAUCUUCUUCAGUAUUCCGUCAUCAUUUAUUUUCGCCGUGGUACACGAGCAGGGAAUUGUUUCUUGGAGGAACACCACACAGUUUAAUUUUACCAACUCACUACCCUAUGCCUAUUGCAUGUUUACAUCGACCAUUUUGGGACCAGUGCCCACGCUUGCUUACCAAGUAUUCCAGGUGGUCAUAUGGUUCGGAUGUAUGAUAACCAUCAUUGUGCUGUACAUCUUUGUGUACAGGGUAGUCUGGAAGCGGGACAAGGCCCGGAACUCAGCCAGGAUCCGUCCUGCAGUCUGGGCAACACCCUGUGCAAAUGCCCCGGUGGGGUCUGACGACGAGAAAGCCACUCGCAGACCAGACGUGAGGAAGAUUGUGAGAGUUCCGAGCCAGGGUCGAGCCCAUGGUACAACUGAUGCCAGGACAAAUAUGCCUGCAGUUGAGGCGAGCCAGAUAUCUGAAGUGAGCCAAUCCUUGGAUCCGAGUGUGACCACAUCACGAAUGCCCACGUCUCUCGUCCUGACCAAGAAAACUGACAACAGAAUAAAUGCUCAUCGGAAGACCGGCACUAUGCUCUUUCUGUGUACGGUCGUCUACAUCGUCACAUGGAUGCCGUUUUGGUUGGACAUCUUUGGUGCGAGCAACAGUCUGACUUUUCGACAUAUGUUCUUUAUCAGCAAUGCAACAAAUCCCAUUAUUUAUGGCAUUGUUAACAAACAGGUGCGCAAAGCCAUGGUCAGUAUAAUCUGUCGACAGAAACCUAACGUGAUGUGA